Pseudoliparis swirei is the source of this 3021-nucleotide messenger RNA. RefSeq names its product MAP/microtubule affinity-regulating kinase 3a (gene mark3a). The coding region runs from base 290 to 2533 and encodes 747 amino acids. NCBI's taxonomy places the organism in Eukaryota, Metazoa, Chordata, Actinopteri, Perciformes, Liparidae. The record is from RefSeq and is a predicted model, not a curated record. Gene Ontology annotation, biological process: intracellular signal transduction; protein phosphorylation. Gene Ontology annotation, molecular function: ATP binding; protein serine/threonine kinase activity. Gene Ontology annotation, cellular component: plasma membrane; cytoplasm. The transcript is spliced from 18 exons.
GCCUUUGCGAGAAAUCUUUGACGUCGGACCCUAGCAAGGUGUCCCUGAAGGCAUCCUAAUCCAAGCCCUGCCGCUGAGAAGCCAUUUUGGUCCCACCUCAACCCGACAGACCAGCCCGGGUCGUCGGAGAUGGAACAAACCCGCCUCCACUGCGAGUAUUACGGCCACGGAAACCUCGAGAACCCCUCGGAGAGCCGCCAGCUGGUGCCCGUCGACGCCAUGGCUUCUUUUUAAACACUUGGUGGCCACAUCUGACGGCGACUGGUGGGAUUAAGGACACAUAUUAAGGAUGUCAACAAAAACUCCUUUGCCGACGGUCAACGAGAAGGUGACGGAAAGUCACACGUCUCACAGUAAUGGACGCCAGGAGGUCAGCGUCCGCUCUGCCCGGCCCGGCGUUCGAUCCCGCAGCGCCGAGGAGCCUCAGCAGCCUCACGUGGGCAACUACCGGCUGCUCAAGACCAUCGGCAAGGGCAACUUCGCCAAGGUCAAGCUCGCCCGCCACAUCCUCACGGGGAGGGAGGUGGCAAUUAAGAUCAUAGACAAGACUCAGCUGAACCCCAACAGCCUUCAGAAGCUCUUCAGAGAAGUUAGAAUAAUGAAGAUUUUGAAUCAUCCAAAUAUCGUCAAGCUGUUUGAGGUGAUAGAGACGGAGAGGACGCUCUACCUGGUGAUGGAGUACGCCAGCGGAGGAGAAGUGUUUGACUACCUGGUUGCACAUGGACGGAUGAAGGAGAAGGAGGCGCGGGCUAAGUUCAGACAGAUAGUGUCUGCGGUGCAGUACUGCCACCAGAAGCACAUCGUUCACAGAGACCUGAAGGCGGAGAACCUGCUCCUGGACGCCGACAUGAACAUCAAGAUCGCCGACUUCGGCUUCAGCAACGAGUUCAUGAUGGGCAACAAGCUGGACACGUUCUGCGGCUCGCCGCCAUACGCGGCGCCCGAGCUGUUCCAGGGGAAGAAGUACGACGGGCCGGAGGUGGACGUGUGGAGCCUGGGCGUCAUCCUCUACACGCUGGUCAGCGGCUCUCUGCCCUUCGAUGGCCAGAACCUCAAGGAGCUGCGUGAGCGCGUCCUGCGGGGGAAGUACCGCAUCCCCUUCUACAUGUCCACGGACUGCGAGAACCUCCUGAAGCGCUUCCUGGUGCUCAACCCGUCCAAGAGGGGAACUCUGGAGGUGAAGCAGGACACGGACAACCAGAUCAUGAAGGACCGAUGGAUCAACGCAGGCUUUGAGGAAGACGAGCUGAAGCCGUACACGGAGCCCGAGCUGGACAUCACGGACCAGAAGAAAAUCGAUGUGAUGGUGGGGAUGGGGUACAACCUGGAGGAGAUCCAGGAGUCUCUGGCCAAGAUGAAGUACGACGAGUUCACCGCCACCUACCUGCUGCUGGCCCGGAAGGCCUCCGAGGUGUCUCCCAGUGACUCCUCCUCCAGCCUCUCCGUGGCGAGGCCUCGGCCCAGCAGUGAGGUCAGCGGCCAGUCGCCCCUGAAGGUCCAGAGGAGCUCCUCCUCCCACAAGCAGCGGCGCUACAGCGAGCAGAUUGGUCCCAACGCCCCCCCUGGGGUGUCUCAUCCAAAGAGGAGUCAGACCACCACCACAGAGAGCAGCUCUAAGGAGGAGGGAGGAGUCCAGCUGCGUAAGCCUGCCCCCCCGGGGAGCCGCGUGGCUCCGCCCCCCAGCCCCCUGCUGGGCAACGCCAACAACCCCAACAAGGCCGACAUCCCCGACCGCAGGAAAGGAGCCACGACCACCGGGCCGAGCAGUGACCCGGCAUCGGCGGGGAUGACCCGGAGGAACACAUACGUGUGCAGCGACAGAAACAACACGGACCGCCUGUCAAUCAUCCCCAACGGGAAGGAGAACAGCACCGUGGAGGUGUCGCCCGGCGUCCAGAGGAACCCGGUGGCGUCCAUCACCAGCGUGGCCAACGCCACGACACCGGACCGCCUCCGCUUCCCGCGCGGCACGGCGAGCCGCAGCACGUUCCACGGCGGCCAGCUGAGGGACCGCCGCACGGCGACCUACAACGGGCCGCCGGCUUCGCCCACGCUGUCGCACGACGCCACGCCGCUGUCACAGACACGCAGCCGGGGAACCAGCAACCUCUUCUCCAAGCUCACCUCCAAGCUCACGCGCAGAGUCUCAACCGAGUUUGAGAGAAACGGGAGACUUGAGGGCUCAAGUCGCCAUGUACCUGGGGAUCCGAAGGGGGAAGGUAAAGACGGGAAGCCCCGCUCCCUCCGUUUCACCUGGAGUAUGAGGACCACCAGCUCCAUGGAGGCCAGCGACAUCAUGCGGGAGAUCCGCAAGGUGCUGGACGCCAACAGCUGCGACUUCGAGCAGCAGGAGAGCUUCCUGCUGCUGUGCGUCCACGGGGAUGGGGGGGCCGAGAACCUGAUCCAGUGGGAGAUGGAGGUCUGCAAGCUGCCCCGCCUCUCGCUCAACGGCGUGCGCUUCAAGCGGAUCUCCGGCUCAUCCAUCGCUUUCAAAAACAUUGCUUCCAAAGUGGCCAACGAGUUAAAGCUAUGAGUGAAAGAGGGUUUAAAAGUCUACACACAUAUAUAUAUACCUAUAUAUAUAUAGAUAUAUAUAUAGAAGUAUUUAAGCUGUACAAUCAUCAAGUAGCAGUUUCCAAACAUCUCCUUUUUUAAAAACAUAACUACAGAGUAUGUAUUGAAUAUUAUAAUGUAUAGAUUAAGGCUUUUGGCAAUAAUCAGUGAAUUACCUACUAAUAUCUGUUCAGACGUUAACGAGUUGAAUAUGAUUUGUCAUGCUGUGAAUGUGGACAAAAGAAAAUUCUAGUCUUAUUUAUUUUAUCUUUUUUCUUUUUCUUUUUCCUCCUGGAGGAGAAAAGAAAAGAGAUUUUUUUUUUUUUUUUAAAUGACGUAGCGUUUUUGUUUUCCAGUGUAAAUAAUGCUUCUUUACGUUGAACACGGCUUCACUGCAAUACGUUUGUUUUGUAUCGUUUAAAAAGUCUCACGUGGUUGAAGGGUCGUUUCAUUAAAGUGUCACUGCAA